GAAUAGGAAAUUUGGCAGAUUAGACUGGGCAGAAUAAGAAUACAAAGAAGAAGAAUAAGUAAUUAAGUUCAGGCAUUUCGAGUAACAGUAUGAAAUAUUAGUUAUUCCAAAAUCCAUACUCCUCUGUUUGAAGGAAUUGUUGGCCAUUAAGAAGCACUUAAUUUUGAAGGACAUAACUACUACCUAUUCUUCCUAUUAAAGCUCUCUUACUUAGCUCAUGCACCUAGUGGAGGCAAGUUAGGCAGCAUAUUCACAUUAAUUUCAAAAUCUUCAAAAAGGUGGGAAGUCAACUUGUUCGUUUAGUUCUAACUAUGGAUUCUGUAAAGCUAGUUGCUUAUGAGAAAACCAGUGGUGGGUAUAAAUACUACCAAAUAUGGAUAUCAUGACUCACUCUACAUUUCAAGGAUGACUUUCCUUGCCAUCUCAAGACUUUUUAUGCUCUCUUUUUUCACCUUUGUGUUCCCUCUUCUUGUAACCCCUGCUCUCUCCGCCGUUGUCAGGAUCCCACUGCCACCAAGAGUCACCGGUCCAGAGUCUCUAGCCUUUGAGCCAACAGGAACAUUCUAUACAGGAGUUACUGAUGGUAGAAUUCUCAAAUUUGAAAGAUCUCAAGGAUUUUUGGAUUUCGCCAUCAUUUCACCAAACAGGUCCAAGGCAGUUUGUGAUGGUGUCGCUGAACCUCAACGUCUCUGUGGAAGGCCUUUGGGUUUAGGCUUCUAUUAUUUGACAAAGACACUCUACGUAGCUGAUGCUUACUAUGGUUUGUUGUCUCUAGGACCUAGAGGAAGGCUUGCUACACCAAUUGCCUCCUCUGCAGAUGGCCAAUCAUUCGUCUUUUGCGAAGGUUUGGACGUCGAUCAACAAACUGGAUUUGUAUAUUUUACAGAUGCCAGUGCUGUCUAUGAUAUAAGAAAUGUCGAACAAGCAGUACUCGCCAAUGACUCAACGGGCCGGUUACUGAAAUAUGACCCCAGAACUAACCAAGUCACUACCUUGUUGAGAAAUCUUUCAGGACCAGGAGGGGUAGCUGUAAGUAAAACCGGUUCAUUUGUGCUUGUGUCUGAGUUUAUUGCCAACAGGACUCAAAAGUUUUGGCUCACUGGUCCUAGAGCUAAUACAGCAGAAGUUUUCGUAAGACAUGUAAGGCCGGAUAACAUCAAGAGGACCUUAAGGGGAGAUUUUUGGAUAGCAGCAAUGAUGCUUAAACAACCCACACAAACUCUGGUGCCAAUAAGGCAAUUGGUCAGUGAAACCGGAUCAGUCUUGCGAACAGUGUCUCUUGAGGCACACUACGGCAAUACUUCUAUCACUGAAGUUCUAGAGUUUGGUGUAAGACUGUAUUUCGGUUCUAAACUUACGAAUUUCAUUGGUGUUUCUACACCUUAAAAUAGUCUUCAAUUUGAAUAAAUGGUGUAGGAAUGCCUUCUCUCCA
Tripterygium wilfordii is the source of this 1432-nucleotide messenger RNA. Its product is annotated as protein STRICTOSIDINE SYNTHASE-LIKE 11-like. The transcript has 3 exons. Lineage: Eukaryota; Viridiplantae; Streptophyta; Magnoliopsida; Celastrales; Celastraceae. The record is from RefSeq and is a predicted model, not a curated record. Gene Ontology annotation, molecular function: strictosidine synthase activity. Gene Ontology annotation, biological process: biosynthetic process. The coding region runs from base 337 to 1386 and encodes 349 amino acids.